Messenger RNA from Oncorhynchus mykiss (rainbow trout), 2121 nucleotides. Its product is annotated as E3 ubiquitin-protein ligase TRIM39. The record is from RefSeq and is a predicted model, not a curated record. Gene Ontology annotation, molecular function: protein binding; zinc ion binding. Lineage: Eukaryota; Metazoa; Chordata; Actinopteri; Salmoniformes; Salmonidae.
AAAUAGGAUAGACGACACAUUCACAGAUAUGGCUUCCUCCCUGAAUGAAAGCCAAUUCCAGUGCUCCAUCUGUCUAGAGUUGUUCACUGACCCAGUUACCACUCCAUGUGGCCACAACUUCUGUAAGAAUUGUAUCGGAGGGUAUUGGGAUAUCAGUGACCUGUGCCAGUGUCCUUUGUGUAAGGAGACAUUUUACAGAAGGCCUGAGCUUCGAAUCAACACGUCGUUCAGAGAAGUUGUUGAUCAUUUUAGGAAUAUGAGAGAUAAUGAAGGGUGCAUUGCUGCAACUGGAGAAGUGGCCUGUGACAUCUGCUCUGGGAGGAAGCUCAAGGCCCUGAAGUCCUGCCUGGUGUGCCUGACCUCUUACUGUGAGAUUCACCUGGAGCCUCAUCAGAGAGUGGUGAAUCUGAAGAGACACAAGCUGAUUGACCCUGUGGAGAACCUGGAGGACAGGAUGUGCAAGAAGCAUGAUAGGCUGCUGGAGCUGUUCUGUAGGAGCGACCAGACAUGUGUGUGUCAGUUUUGUGCUGAGACAGACCACAAACAUCACCACACUGUGCCACUACAAACAGAAUCGCAACUAAAGAUGGCUCUUAUUCGGAGGUCAAAGGCGGAUGUGCAGCAGAUGAUCCAAGACCGGCAGCUGAAGGUGGAGGAGAUCAACGCUUCAGUGAAGUUAAGUAGAGACAAUGCAGAGAGUGAAAUAGCGGACAGUGUUGAAGUCUUCACUGCACUGAUGCGAUCUAUUGAGUCAAACCAGGCUGAACUCAUAGAGGUGAUUGAGGAGAAGCAGAAAUCAGCAGAAAGGCAGGCAGAAGGGCUCAUCAAUGACCUGGAGCAGGAAAUCACUGAGCUACAGAGGAGAAGUACUGAGCUGGAGCAGCUCUCACACACCGAGGACCAUCUCGACCUUCUACAGAGUUUUUACAAGCAAACUACCCUUCCAAAAUCUAAAAGCUGGACUAAUGUUGCUGUUUAUCAAGUCAACUUCUUGGGCUGUGUUCGAAAUACAGUGCUUCAAGUGAAAGACUCCACCGAAGACCAAAUAAGAAAGCUGUCAGCUAUCGAACUGAAAGAGAUGCAGAAAUAUGCAGUGGACGUGACGAUGGACCCCAACACUGCAGGCCCAUGGCUUAUCCUCUCUAAUGAUGGAAAACAAGUGAGAAAAUCGCCAAGGAAAUUGAAGGUCCCAGAUAAUCCUGAGAGAUUCACUGAGGAUGUCUGUAUCCUGGCCAAACAAGGGUACAACUAUGGGAAACAUUAUUGGGAAGUUGGGUUACAGGAGAAAUCAAACUGGGUUAUAGGAGUAGCUUGCGAGACAGUGCCUAGGAAGGAAUUAAUUUCAUCUGAGCCUGAGAAAGGGUUAUGGACUCUGUGUCACAGGGAUGGCAAGGAAUAUCUGGCGUGCACAAAAAUUCCACGCCUUAUUUUACCUUUUCCCCGACCCCAGAAAGUCGGUGUCUUCCUGGAUUAUAAGGAAGGCCAAGUGUCAUUCUUUGAUGUUGAUGCAAAGUCUCACCUAUUCACUUUCACAGGGUGCAAAUUCUCAGAGAAAAUCUUUCCCAUAUUUGAUCCUUGUCGUACUGCAGAAAUAAAUGAAGACCUUCCUCUUAUGAUUACUAUAGUGCAGGUAAAUUAGUGACAGAACACUCCAUGCAUAGUGUAGCUCCAGCUACAAUGUACUGUAUAUGCUUCAACCGUAGAUAAAUUAGAUGGGCACAGUCAAAUGUUCCCAUCUUUCCUUUCACUCUCAUUUGGAAUAGAGGCAUCUACGCAAUGGGGGACAUGGGACGUGGACUCAUUUCAACUAUAGUUUACUUUGGGGGUCUGAAACUUUUAUAUUUAUUGUAAUACAUUUUGCAAAUAUCUUGAUUAUAUUUACCUUCCUUAUUGUGACAAAAUUAAAUGUAAUCCUAAUUAUUCUAAUAUCCAUUUUUGAAAUGUACGGUUUAUCAAAUGGAAAUACUGUAUUUCAAAUCAAACUUUAUUUGCCACAUGCACCGAAUACAAAAGAUGUAGACUUCACCAUGAAAUGCUGACUUACAAGCCCUUAACCAACAGUGCAGUUCAAGAAGAACAAAAUAUUUACCAAGUAGGCUAAAAUAAAAAGUAACACAAAAA